CAGUUAUCACCCUAUCCCCGUUGUCUUUGCUCAAGCCAAAGGAUCAUCUAUAUGGGAUCCAGAAGGCAAUAGAUAUGUGGACUUCCUUUCAGCUUAUUCUGCUGCUAAUCAGGGACAUUGUCAUCCAAAAAUCACAAAAGCAUUGGUUGACCAAGCUGAAAAGCUUACUCUCAGUUCGAGGGCUUUCUACAAUGAUAAAUUUCCAGUAUUUGCAGAACGCCUGACGAGCAUUUUUGGUUACGACAUGGUUUUGCCGAUGAAUACAGGUGCAGAAGGUGUAGAGACAGCUUUGAAGCUAGCGAGAAAAUGGGGAUAUCUUAAGAAAAAAAUUCCAAGAGAUGAGGCCAUGAUUGUUUCUUGCUGUGGCUGCUUUCACGGCCGAACAUUAGCUGCUAUUUCUAUGAGCUGUGACAAUGAGGCAACACGUGGCUUUUGGCCUUUAUUGCAAGGCCACGUCAAAGUUGAUUUUGGUGAUAGUGCAGCACUUGAGAAAGUAUUUAAAGAGAAAGGGGACCGAAUUGCAGGUUUUCUGUUUGAGCCUAUUCAAGGAGAAGCUGGGGUAAUUAUUCCACCUGAUGGUUAUUUGCAAGCUGUAAGAGAACUUUGCUCGAAAUAUAAUGUUCUAAUGAUUGCUGAUGAAAUACAAAGUGGGUUAGCACGUUCCGGAAGAAUCUUGGCUUGUGACUGGGAAAAAGUUCGACCUGAUGUUGUAAUACUAGGAAAAGCACUUGGUGGUGGAGUAUUGCCUGUUAGUGCAGUUCUUUCAGACAAAGAUGUUAUGCUCUGUAUACAGCCCGGAGAACAUGGAAGCACAUUUGGAGGGAACCCUUUGGCCAGUGCAGUUGCCAUUGCAUCACUAGACGUGAUCAUAAACGAGAAACUUGCCGAAAGAUCCGACCAACUCGGAGAAGAACUCAGGCGGCAACUCAUGAAGAUACAAAAGCAAUUUCCCGAGCUUGUAAAGGAGGUGAGAGGUAAAGGAUUGUUCAAUGCUGUGGAGCUCAAUGGGAAAGCCUUGGCACCCGUGACUGCAUAUGAUAUAUGCCUCAAGCUCAAAGAGAGAGGGAUUCUUGCUAAACCGACCCACAAUUCUAUUAUUCGUUUAACCCCUCCUCUAACAAUAAGUCUGGAUGAGCUUCAAGAAGGCUCAAAAGCACUACACGAUGUAUUGGAACAUGAUCUCUCGAAGAUGAAGAAAGAGAAGCCAAAUGCCCCUUCUCACGAUACGGAUUCCAAUGCAUGCGACCGAUGUGGGCGUAACUUGUACGACUCUUCUUAAUUAUAUUAAAAUAAAUGAAUUAGAUUUUAUAAUAAACAACUUUCAUUUGACUUUCUUCUAUAUAAGGGGUGACCAGUUUUUUUUGUUAAGUUGAUUUACUUGAAGCUCAAAGGCCCCAAACUGCAUUUGCUCAUAUAUAUAUUUCGGUUUUGAGAUGUGAUCAUGAUUCUGUAGGCUAUAUUUCGGUUUAUAUACUUUAUAAAUUGCACCCUAUAUGAGGUAUGCUUGCAG
This is a messenger RNA of Striga asiatica, 1510 nucleotides long. The record is from the annotation of a GenBank genome assembly. NCBI's taxonomy places the organism in Eukaryota, Viridiplantae, Streptophyta, Magnoliopsida, Lamiales, Orobanchaceae.